AGCGCGCGCAAGAGAGAGAGAGAGAGUGCAGCUCAGCCUGAAUCAUGUCUGCAGUCAGGACUACGCUGCUGCUCUGGGUCUGGGUAGGUGUGUGGCUCAGUAUCCAUGGCGCCCUGGUCAUAUCUACGGAAACUGCAGAAACGAUAAAAUCUGACACUCCAAAACGUGUUGAGAAGCGAAGUGUAAAUGAUGCAGAGGUUGAAAUCCAGAGUGUGAAGUUGGAUUGCAAAGUGACGUCUCGCUUUGCUCACACCGUGAUGACCACCAAAGCUCUGAACAAAGGCAACUCCUCAAAGGAAAUAUUCUUCGAGGUGGAACUACCAAAGACUGCUUUCAUCACCAACUUCAGCAUGGAAAUUGAGGGGAAGACGUAUGUGGGAGAUGUGAAGGAGAAGGAGAAGGCCAAGAAGCAGUAUGAGAAGGCCGUCUCAUCUGGACAGACUGCUGGACUCGUCAAAGCAUCAGGGAGAAAGAUGGAGAAAUUCUCGGUUUCAGUGAACAUCGCAGCCGGCAGUCCAGUCUUAUUCACACUGACAUAUGAGGAAUUGCUGAAGCGCAACAAGGGAAACUACGAGAUCAUGAUGCGGGUCAAGCCAAAGGAACUGGUGCAGAAUUUUGAGAUUGUGGCAGACAUCUACGAGCCUCAAGGAAUUGCCUUCCUGGAUGCCCAUGGGACGUUCCUCACCAACGAGCUGCUGCCCCUGGUGGACAAAACUGUGAAUGACAAAAGGGCUCAUGUGUCCUUCAGCCCAACCCCUGAUCAGCAGCGGAAAUGCCCCGACUGUGAUGGUACGCUGAUCGACGGGGACUUCAUUAUUAAGUAUGACGUGAACCGUGCUGAAAGCAUUGGGGACAUUCAGAUAGUUAAUGGCUACUUUGUCCAUUACUUUGCCCCUGCGGACUUGCCGAGGAUACCAAAGAAUGUGGUGUUUGUGAUUGACCUGAGCAUCUCAAUGAGGGGAACAAAAAUGAGGCAGACAAGGGAGGCAUUGCUGACCAUUUUGAAUGACCUGCACCGUGAGGACUUUUUCGGACUGGUGUUGUUUGAUAGCAGAGUUGAAUCCUGGAAACCUGUACUGGUGCAGGCCACAGAAGAAAAUGUGGCAGAAGCUAGGGAAUUUGUGAAGACCCUUAUGGAAAGAGGAUGGACCAACAUAAAUGGCGGACUGCUUAUGGCAGAUGAGUUGAUUGACAGAUGCAUCCAACAGGAACUGCUGCCUGAGAAGAGUGUGACAAUGAUCAUCAUGCUAACAGAUGGCAAUCCCACUUCAGGGGAGACCAAUCGAGAGGUGAUCAAACAGAACGUCCUAGAAGCCAUUGGUGGAAAUUACACACUUUUCAACCUGGGCUUUGGUUAUGACCUUGACUACGGCUUUCUGGACUCCAUGGCUAAGCAGAAUGAUGGACUGGCCCGCAGAAUCUACGAGGCAGCUGAUGCUGCAGAACAGCUGCAGGGAUUUUAUGAGGAGGUGGCCAGUCCAAUCCUGUCCAAUGUGCAAUUCAAAUACCCUGAGGGAUCAGUAAACUCUUUGACCAACAGCAAAUUUAAGCAGCUCUUCAACGGUACUGAGAUUGUGGUGGCAGGACAACUACUUGACGAUGAUCUAAACAACUUCCUCAUUGAUGUCUUUGGAACUGGGCUGGAUGACUACGCAGUGCAGGGCAAGCCAAGUGUGCUGGACAAGGAGGUUGUAUUUCCAGAUCAAGAAUACAUUUUUGGGGACUUUACAGAGCGUCUGUGGGCAUACAUCACUAUUGAGCAACUCUUGGAAAAGAAAGAGAAAGGCACACCUGAAGAAAGGGCUAAUGCUACCGCUGAGGCUCUGGAUCUCUCCCUGAAGUACAACUUUGUCACCCCUCUCACAUCCAUGGUGGUCACCAAACCAGAGAAUGAGGAGAAUCCAGAUGAUGUCCUCAUCGCAGACAAACUCACUGAAGACCAGAGAUCAAGGCCUCAAGAUCAAGGUUCCUCUGCACGGUAUUCUACGCCUUCAUAUUCAUCCUAUAAUCCAACUUAUUAUGUUGAUGGCGACCCUCAUUUCAUCAUUGAAGUGCCAGCGAUGAGAGAUGCGCUGUGUUUUAACAUCGAUGACACACCUGGCACCAUUUUCAACCUAGUAAGAGAUCCUGUCUUGGGGAUUGUGGUGAAUGGACAAACCAUUGGGGACAAGAAAGUCAUCCCUGGAGCCAAGGUGAAUACAUAUUUUGGCCGCUUUGGGAUUGUUCAUCGGCCUUAUGGUAUAGAACUGCUAGUCAGCACAGAUGGGAUAUCCGUGUUUGUGAACAAGAAGGGAACAAAGUUCACCUGGACAGAAACCGCUUCAGUAAAAGAUGAAAACAUGGAUCUGCAUAUCACAAAAGACCGCAGUCUGACCGUGGCGCUGAAAGACUCUGUGAAGUUCGUCAUCAUGUUGCACAAGGUGUGGAAGAAGCACCCGUACCACCAGGACUACUUGGGCUUCUACACACUAGACAGCCACCUGCUCUCCCCCAGUGUCCACGGCCUGCUGGGUCAGUUUUAUCACGGCGUGCAGUUUGAAGUUGGCGACCUCCACCUAGGAGAAGUCCCUGAGAAACCUGAUGCCACAAUGGCUAUUAAAGGACACACUCUAACUGUGACUAGGGGCUGGCAAAGGGAUUUCCGCAGGGAAGUGAAGACCGGCGAGAAAGUGCCCUGUUGGUUUGUUCACAACAAUGGCACUGGACUUAUUGAUGGGAGCAUUGGAGACUAUGAGCUUACCAGUCUGUUUUAGCCAAGCACAAGAUUACACUGCCUCAGUAGGUUUAGGCCUACUAUUUCAAAUGUAUGAUUGAGGAAAUGUGUCAUCCAAUGUUUAUGUGUGUUGAAUAAAAGUAAUCAAUGGCUUGGGAAAA
Molecule: messenger RNA, 2874 nt
Organism: Engraulis encrasicolus (European anchovy)
Lineage: Eukaryota; Metazoa; Chordata; Actinopteri; Clupeiformes; Engraulidae
Product: inter-alpha-trypsin inhibitor heavy chain H3-like
Exons: 22
Coding region: 45-2753 (902 amino acids)
Biological process (GO): hyaluronan metabolic process
Molecular function (GO): serine-type endopeptidase inhibitor activity
Source: RefSeq, a predicted model, not a curated record